UGCCUGCCGGCCCCUGGCACUCACUCUCACCGGCCGCCGCGGAGCAGGCAGCAGCAGCGUCAGGGCCGUCCGGGGGCGCCGCCGGCGAUGCCCGCAGCCCUCGCCAAGCCCCGCCGGGCCUGCUGAGACCCCCCCCGGGCCGGGGCCGCGCCGGGUCGGGCCGGGCCGCGCCCGGGCGGGGCCGCGCUGCCUGCAUGACCCUCCGGCGGCGCGGGGAGAAGGCGACCAUCAGCAUCCAGGAGCAUAUGGCCAUCGACGUGUGCCCCGGCCCCAUCCGGCCCAUCAAACAGAUCUCUGACUACUUCCCCCGCUUCCCGCGGGGCCUGCCCCCGGACGCCGGGCCCCGCGCCGCUGCGCCCCCGGACGCCCCCGCGCGCCCGGCCGCGGCCAGCGCGGGCCGCCGCAGCCCCUCCGACGGCGCCCGCGACGACGACGAGGAUGUCGACCAGCUCUUCGGAGCCUAUGGCGCCAGCCCAGGCUCCGGCCCCGGCCCCGGCCCCAGCCCCAGCCCGGCGCGGCCGCCGGCCAAGCCACCCGAGGACGAGCCGGACGCCGACGGCUACGAGUCCGACGACUGCACCGCCCUGGGCACGCUGGACUUCAGCCUGCUCUACGACCAGGAGAACAGCGCCCUCCACUGCACCAUCAGCAAGGCCAAGGGCCUGAAGCCGAUGGACCACAAUGGGCUGGCGGACCCCUACGUCAAGCUGCACCUGCUGCCAGGAGCCAGUAAGGCAAAUAAGCUGAGAACGAAAACUCUCCGAAACACUCUGAACCCCACAUGGAACGAGACGCUUACUUACUAUGGGAUCACGGACGAAGACAUGAUCCGAAAGACCCUGCGGAUCUCCGUGUGUGAUGAGGACAAAUUCCGCCACAACGAAUUCAUUGGGGAGACGCGGGUGCCCCUCAAGAAGCUGAAGCCCAACCACACCAAGACGUUCAGCAUCUGCCUGGAGAAGCAGCUGCCGGUGGACAAGUCCGAAGACAAGUCCCUGGAGGAGCGGGGCCGCAUCCUCAUCUCCCUCAAGUACAGCUCACAGAAGCAGGGCCUGCUGGUGGGCAUCGUGCGCUGCGCACACCUGGCUGCCAUGGACGCCAAUGGCUACUCGGACCCCUACGUGAAAACAUACCUGAAACCAGAUGUGGACAAGAAAUCCAAACAUAAGACAGCGGUAAAGAAGAAAACCCUAAACCCAGAGUUCAAUGAGGAAUUCUGUUAUGAGAUCAAGCACGGGGACCUGGCCAAGAAGACCCUGGAGAUCACCGUUUGGGAUUAUGACAUUGGAAAAUCCAACGAUUUCAUUGGUGGUGUGGUUCUGGGCAUCAACGCCAAGGGAGAGCGUCUGAAACACUGGUUUGACUGCCUGAAGAACAAGGACAAGCGGAUCGAGCGCUGGCACACACUCACCAACGAGCUCCCGGGGGCUGUUCUCAGCGACUGACCUGCCCCACCCACUGCGCCCACCCCUGCCCAGUACCUGGCCUAGCGCCGGCCAGGCCCUGGGCUUCCGCAGCUGCCACUAAGGGCCUCAACCCCCACAUUGGGGGAGAUCCAGGAUGCCUGCUCGGACACAGAGCCACUGCAGCCCCCAUUCGGAGGCUGUAGGAGGCCCAGCCUCUCCGAAGGGGCAGCAAGGGCAGAGGGCUGGGCCUGCUUUUGGCCCCUUAGGGCCCAAGAGGGCCAGAGGUGGGGGGAGAGGACCUUGGCCUCAGCACCCACCCAGAGGAAGGGGAUGGGGCUGUCUAGGGGACAAGGACCUACUAGAGAUCAGCAGGGAGUGAGCUGAGGAGACCCCAGGCUGAGAACAGGAGUGCGGGGCAACCAUCAGGGAGAGGGGCGUUAUGGGGAGGACAGGACUGUGAGGAAAGUUCAUUCCCAAAAGGGUCUGACUACAUCUCUUCAUCUCUGGCUUGACUGGGAGGGGAAAAGUUGACCUGAGAGCCAGGAGUCCGGUGACGUUCUGGGAGCUCCCAGUGAAUGUGGGCAAAGAGCAAGCACUUCACUUAGUGAGUCCUCAGGCCCCUGGGGAUGAAUGAGACCCAGGGCCUGCCCUCAGGGAGGUUGCCAUCUAGUUAGGGAGCUGGAAACAAACCUUUACAACAGGGGUGUGAGGACUGCCAAGGCCAGUCUGACCCACCU
This is a messenger RNA of Camelus dromedarius (Arabian camel), 2143 nucleotides long. It is a transcript of the gene DOC2B, whose product is annotated as double C2 domain beta. Gene Ontology annotation, cellular component: synapse; membrane. The record is from RefSeq and is a predicted model, not a curated record. NCBI's taxonomy places the organism in Eukaryota, Metazoa, Chordata, Mammalia, Artiodactyla, Camelidae. Gene Ontology annotation, biological process: regulation of calcium ion-dependent exocytosis; exocytosis; spontaneous neurotransmitter secretion. The transcript has 9 exons. Bases 195 to 1445 code for a protein of 416 amino acids.